This is a messenger RNA of Chaetomium strumarium, 1489 nucleotides long. Its product is annotated as eukaryotic translation initiation factor 3 subunit J. NCBI's taxonomy places the organism in Eukaryota, Fungi, Ascomycota, Sordariomycetes, Sordariales, Chaetomiaceae. Gene Ontology annotation, cellular component: eukaryotic translation initiation factor 3 complex; cytoplasm. The record is from RefSeq and is a predicted model, not a curated record. Gene Ontology annotation, molecular function: translation initiation factor activity. The coding region runs from base 177 to 1007 and encodes 276 amino acids. The transcript has 4 exons.
AGCAAAAAAACGGUUUCGUUGGCGGCCCAACCCACAACCUAAAUCUAGGACCUUCCCGUCAUACUGGUUAUCAAGAGCAUCCCGCGUAUCUGCAUCGCAGGGUAUACUCACAAGUAUCGUGAGAACAUCCACAUUCAAUCCUGCGACGUGGAAUUCACAUCCAUAUUGCGGUAAAGAUGCCUGGGCCAAACAAACGGUGGGAAGACGAAGAGGAGUCGGACUCUGCGCCGAACUCGCCAGUCGUCGGUGUCGGGCGCCGCAAGUUCGAUGAUGAAGAGGCAUCAGAUAAUGACGUUCUCGACUCAUGGGACGCCGAAGACUCCGAGGUAGAGCGCGAGAAGGCGAAAAAGGCUGCCGAGGCCAAGGCAAAGGCGGAAGCAGAAGCUGCCGCCGCUAAGAAGAGCAAGGCCCAGCGGAUUGCCGAGCGCCAGGCUGAGCGUGCUAAGGCCAAGGCCGAGGCCGGCGAGGAGAGCGAGGAGGAGACCGAGGCUCAAAGGCGGGAGCGGCUGCGUCGGACAGAGAAGGAGUCCGAUCUGAAGCACGCCGAAGAUCUCUUCGCCGACAUCGGCAUCAGCAGCGGGCGCAAGGGGGCUGCUGCCGGAACCGCUGUGCCCAUCAGUGCGAGCGACCCAAACGCCACAAUCGAUCUGGCCACGCUCCCCAUCUUCAACCCUACGGGCAAGGCGGGCUUCGAGCAGCUGAGCAAGGUUCUCGGCGGCAUCAUUGGGAGCUGUAACAAGAAGCCUCACUACACAGCCUUCGUCCAACAGUUCACCAAGGAGUUGCUGAAGGAUAUGCCUAGCGACCAGAUCAAGAAGGUCACCAGCACCCUGACGGCCCUUGGUAACGAGAAGAUGAAGGAGGAGAAGGCGGCCGAGAAGGGCGGCAAGAAGUCGAAGGCGGCGAAGACUAAGACUUCGCUCGCCGGUGUCAGCCGCGGUGGAGCGGUAGACCGCGACGUCGCUACAUACGACGAUGAAGCUUUUGACGAUGACGACUUUAUGUGAGCUGUCAGGGCGUCACUCGUGAGAAGAAUUCGCUCGGCAAAAAUAGAAUAAUGCUUCAGUAGCAGGAUAGGCCUUCGACGUGAUUUGUGUGACUACUGGUUGGGUGCGCUGCCACCUGAAUACGAUCGUCAGCGGAAUCUAGGAAACUGAUUCGCGAAGCAGAGCGAGGUUUUGAGGGACGCACACAAAGGGGCAGUACACGCUUACCAGUAGGGGGCUGAGGGCGCUCGGCGUUGGGGGGGAAACCUAACCCAAGGGGAUAUGGAGGUGCUCACAGAGCUAGAGCGGUCGGCAUCGGCCAAUAUAGGGUGAUACCUGCCAGUUGGUACUAGGUUAGAUAGACAUGUGUAGGUACAAGUUGCAUUGAAAUCGAACAGAUUAGCCGUGAGUUGGAAGGUGAAGAAACUUUAAGGCAUAGCUAGGUGGCACUGAGAUCACGGAUAUUGAUGACAAGUCACAUUCACGUGCCCACUCUGCCUCAU